AUGAAUCGUGUUCAACAAUAUCCGUAUCGAGUACCAUCACCAAUCAAUGUUCAAACGAAUGCUCCUAAUUCUGCAAUUGAUUCAUCACUUUCUCAAACCAAUUUACCUUUCGAGCAACGUCCAAAUCAACGACAAACUAAUGACGAUGCUUUUCAAACAUUACUUCAAUCGAUGCGUGAUGUUGCUAAUUCUCAAUCAGGACAAAUUCCAUUCGAUAGUUCAGCAUACGUGUUGAUUUUGAAUGCCUUAACAAGUCAACCAUUAAAUAAUGCUGCUUUUGAUGAAGAAUCACCAUCAAAUGAUAAUAAUAAUGAUGGAAAAUCACCACUUAAUUGA
Rotaria sp. Silwood2 is the source of this 336-nucleotide messenger RNA. Lineage: Eukaryota; Metazoa; Rotifera; Eurotatoria; Philodinida; Philodinidae. The record is from the annotation of a GenBank genome assembly.